UUUGUCCUGAUCUAAGUAACAAAAGGUGUAAGGUCCUGGAGAAGGAGAAGACAAGCCUUGAAAAUCCUCAGCAUUCCACUCUGGAAUUUAAUCUGGAAUUGUGCAGAGACAUAGUGGGGUAAUUGGCCAUUCCAAGUACCAAGAAUCCAAAAGAAUUGCAAUCUUUCUGAGCAUGUCAGAUGAAAUCCAGACAGAAGAAAUCAUUAAGGACAUUUUUAAGCAAGGCAAAGAGUGUUUCAUCCCACGUUACAAGCCUCACAGCAAUCACAUGGACAUGCUAAAGUUAUCAUCAGCUGAAGACAUUUCUUCACUUCCUUUGACAUCCUGGAAUAUUCAUCAGCCUAGUGAUGAUGACCAUGUAAGAGAGGAAGCUCUUUCUGGUGGGGGUCUUGACCUUAUCUUCAUGCCAGGCCUUGGGUUUGACAAAAAAGGCAACAGAUUGGGAAGAGGGAAAGGAUAUUACGAUACCUAUCUUGAAAGGUGUAUGAAACAUCCCAGUGGAAAGCCUUACACAAUUGCCUUGGCUUUUAGAGAACAGAUUUGUGAAUCAGUGCCUGUGGCAGAAAAUGAUGUCCAAAUAGAUGAAAUCCUGUAUGAAGACUGCUAAAGGUAUCUCGAUACCACCUGCAGAGUGACCAGCUGAAGACUUCAGAUCCAAUCACAACUUUUAAAAGUCAUAUAUGAUUUUGGGAGCAAUGAAAUAAUUAUUUUUGUUUGAACGAAAGACAAUAACUGUGGUCAUGGUAAUUGAGGACUGCACGGAUUUGCUUCUGAUUGGAGAAUAUCUGGUGUGAAUUCUUGUUCUAGAAUAAAUAGAAACAAGGGUG
Molecule: messenger RNA, 827 nt
Organism: Struthio camelus australis
Lineage: Eukaryota; Metazoa; Chordata; Aves; Struthioniformes; Struthionidae
Source: RefSeq, a predicted model, not a curated record